ACUAAUCACGCUUAGCGAUUUAGUCUCCCCCCUCCCCUCCCCUCCCUUCCCUUCUCCUCUGCAGCCCACCACCUCUUCUUCCUCCUCCCUGCGCUGCUGCUCCCUCCCUUUCCCCCACGGUCCUCCCGCCGCCCGAAUCCGCGGCUCCGCAGCCGGAGCCCGAGCACGCCGCGCGCACGAAGCCGGAUCUGCGGCCGCGAUGGAGGCGAUUGGCGCGUGAUUCUCCGAGGGAGGCGGGGCUGCUGGUGAGGCUUUCGCCGGCGUGAUGGCGCCGCCGGAGGAGGCCGGCGGCGGGGACCAGUUCCCGGUGGGGAUGAAGGUGCUAGUCGUCGACGACGACCAGACGUGCCUCGCCGUGCUCAAGAGGAUGCUCAUCCAGUGCCGCUACGACGCUACAACUUGUUCUCAGGCUACGAGAGCAUUAGCUAUGCUGCGAGAGAACAGGGGUGCUUUUGAUGUUAUAAUUAGUGACGUUCACAUGCCUGAUAUGAAUGGGUUCAGGUUACUUGAACUUGUAGGCCUUGAGAUGGACCUUCCUGUUAUUAUGAUGUCUGCUGAUUCAAGGACAGAUCUAGUAAUGAAAGGGAUAAAACAUGGAGCAUGUGAUUAUUUGAUUAAACCUGUCAGGAUGGAAGAGUUAAAAAACAUCUGGCAACAUGUUGUGAGGAAAAAGUUUGGUGGAAACAAGGAGCAUGAGCAUUCAGGUAGCCUAGAUGAUACCGAUCGGAACAGACCGACCAAUAAUGAUAAUGAGUAUGCUUCCUCUGCAAAUGAUGGAGCUGAGGAUAGUUGGAAAUCUCAGAAAAAGAAACGGGAUAAAGAAGAGGAUGACAGUGAAUUGGAAAGUGGCGAUCCUUCUAAUAAUUCGAAGAAACCAAGAGUUGUUUGGUCAGUUGAGCUCCAUCAACAAUUUGUAAAUGCAGUUAAUCACCUCGGGAUAGACAAAGCUGUUCCCAAGAAAAUUUUGGAGUUAAUGAAUGUCCCUGGUUUAACUAGGGAAAACGUUGCCAGCCAUUUGCAGAAAUUCAGAUUGUAUCUGAAAAGGAUAGCUCAGCAUCACGCAGGAAUGGGCAAUCCAUAUGGUGUGCCUGCUUCUAGUGCUCAAGUGGCCUCCUUGGGAGGACUAGAUUUUCAAGCUUUGGCUGCUUCAGGUCAAAUCCCUCCUCAAGCCCUCGCAGCUUUGCAGGAUGAGCUCCUAGGGCGACCUACGAACAACUUGGUGUUGCCUGGAAGGGACCAGUCAUCUUUACGACUUGCUGCAGUCAAAGGAAAUAAGCCCCAUGGAGAGCAAAUAGCAUUUGGGCAGCCGAUAUACAAGGUUCAGAAUAAUUCAUAUGCGGCAUUACCCCAAAACAGCCCUGCAGUUGGAAGAAUGCCUUCUUUUUCAGCUUGGCCCAAUAACAAACUUGGUAUGGCAGAUUCAAUGAGCGCACUGGGUAAUGUGAAUAAUUCUCAGAAUAGCAAUAUAGGUUUGCACGAAUUGCAACAGCAGCCAGAUACCAUGCUGUCAGGAACCCUCCACACUCUAGAUGUCAAACCUUCUGGCAUAGUUAUGCCAUCUCAGUCAUUAAAUACUUUCCCAGCUAGCGAGGGUCUCUCUCCUAAUCAAAAUCCCUUGAUUGUACCCUCUCAAUCGUCAGGUUAUCUGACAGGCAUUCCUCCAUCCAUGAAGCCUGAACUUGUUCUCCCAACUUCUCAGUCAUCAAACAAUCUAUUAGGUGGGAUUGAUCUGAUUAACCAAGCUUCAACCAGUCAGCCUUUCAUUAGUAGCCACGGAGGAAAUCUUUCUGGUCUCAUGAACCGCAACUCAAAUGUGAUACCAUCACAAGGAAUAAGUAACUUUCAAACUGGUAAUACUCCGUAUCUGGUUAAUCAGAAUUCGAUGGGAAUGGGCUCUAAACCACCCGGUGUCCUAAAGACUGAGAGCACUGACUCUCUUAACCAAAGCUAUGGUUAUGUCAACCAUAUGGAUUCCGGCUUGCUGUCUUCUCAGUCAAAAAAUGCACAAUUUGGUUUUCUGCAGAGUCCAAAUGAUGUCACAGGUGGCUGGUCUUCUUUGCAAAAUAUGGAUUGCUUUAGAAAUACUGUUGGGCCAAGUCAGCCAGUGUCCAGUUCGUCUAGCUUUCAUAGUUCUAAUGCAGCCCUUGGGAAAUUGCCUGAUCAAGGACGAGGAAAAAACCUUGGAUUUGUUGGGAAGGGUACUUGCAUCCCAAACCGCUUUGCAGUGGAUGAGAUCGAAUCUCCAACUAACAGCUUGAGUCACAGCAUUGGAAGCAGUGGAGACAUCCCUGACAUGUUUGGGUUUAGUGGACAGAUGUGAAGGCUUCUUGGAUUUGUAAGUAGGGUAAUCACUGGAAACAAUUUAGUGGUUUGAUGAAUGGUUGCUCUUAUUUUUCAUUUCAUCUUCUUUUUUUCUCUGUAAUUGGUUUAUAAAGGGAAUAAUUUAUGUGACAGCAUGUCGAAUCUUGGUUUAUAGAAAGUUGUUGGUUUUAAA
Hordeum vulgare subsp. vulgare (domesticated barley) is the source of this 2494-nucleotide messenger RNA. Its product is annotated as two-component response regulator ORR21-like. Gene Ontology annotation, biological process: cytokinin-activated signaling pathway; phosphorelay signal transduction system. Gene Ontology annotation, molecular function: DNA binding; DNA-binding transcription factor activity. The coding region runs from base 266 to 2320 and encodes 684 amino acids. The record is from RefSeq and is a predicted model, not a curated record. Lineage: Eukaryota; Viridiplantae; Streptophyta; Magnoliopsida; Poales; Poaceae. The transcript has 6 exons.